Messenger RNA from Fragaria vesca subsp. vesca, 408 nucleotides. RefSeq names its product profilin-3-like. Gene Ontology annotation, cellular component: cell cortex. The coding region runs from base 1 to 408 and encodes 135 amino acids. The record is from RefSeq and is a predicted model, not a curated record. Lineage: Eukaryota; Viridiplantae; Streptophyta; Magnoliopsida; Rosales; Rosaceae. The transcript has 3 exons. Gene Ontology annotation, molecular function: actin monomer binding.
AUGGCAGUUGUUGUUCCUAGUCCUCGUAUGUGUAAGACUUACGUGGAAGAGCAUCUCAUGGGUGCAGGCAGCAAGCUGGCUGCUGGUGCGGUGGUUGGACCAGGCGGAUUUGCUUGGGCGCAAAGCGAUCAUUUUCCAACAGUUCAGACGAAUGAGUUUGAUUCAAUUAUUGAGGAAUUUGAUCACCCCGGAGCCCUUGCGAAUGGACUAGUAUUUGCGGGAGUAACAUAUAUGGAUGUCCAGCAUGUUGGUAAUUCUGUAAUCAAAGCAAAGAUAGAUGAGGCAUCCAAUUCUGGAAUUACUAUUUUCAGAUUGUGGACACCCCUCCUUAUCGGUUUGUAUGAUCAAAAUCCAGAGGAGUGCAGCAAGAUUGUAGAAGAUUUGGGAGCUUACAUUGAGGGUCAUUAA